Molecule: messenger RNA, 846 nt
Organism: Triticum aestivum (bread wheat)
Lineage: Eukaryota; Viridiplantae; Streptophyta; Magnoliopsida; Poales; Poaceae
Product: actin
Source: RefSeq, a predicted model, not a curated record
CGACCACCUCAUGAAGAUCCUCACGGAGCGCGGCUACUCCUUCACCACCACGGCGGAGCGCGAAAUCGUCCGCGACAUGAAGGAGAAGCUCUCCUACAUCGCCCUCGACUACGACCAGGAGAUGGAGACCUCCAAGACCAGCUCCUCCGUGGAGAAGAGCUACGAGCUGCCCGACGGCCAGGUCAUCACCAUCGGCGCCGAGCGCUUCCGCUGCCCGGAGGUGCUCUUCCAGCCAUCCUUCAUCGGGAUGGAAGCCGCGGGGAUCCACGAGACCACCUACAACUCCAUCAUGAAGUGUGAUGUGGACAUCAGGAAGGACCUCUACGGCAACAUCGUCCUCAGUGGUGGCACCACCAUGUUCACCGGCAUCGCCGACAGGAUGAGCAAGGAGAUCACCGCCCUCGCGCCCAGCUCCAUGAAGAUCAAGGUCGUCGCCCCGCCCGAGAGGAAGUACAGUGUGUGGAUCGGAGGCUCCAUCCUCGCCUCCCUCAGCACCUUCCAGCAGAUGUGGAUCGCCAAGGCCGAGUACGACGAAUCCGGACCAUCCAUCGUCCACCGGAAAUGCUUCUAGAUACUCAUAUAUCCACCCCAUUCCAUCGUCAUUAUCUUACCUUCUUAUCAUCAUCAUCAUCAUCAUCACCAAACAAAACAAAAGUAAAGGCGCGCCGACGAUGCAUGGGAUCAUCACUACUACUGCUGCCGGGGCGCCCGUCCGAUCGCCAUCGAUGAUCCUUUUUUUUCCUUGUUUCCCUUUCUUUUUCUUUCUUGCCAAUCUUUCUACAUAAAUCAUGUUUUCUUUUCUCACUUCAAUUUUAUUUAAUUGGAGAAGAUGCUAUCUAUGCAUCC